UAAAGCUAAAAGUGUAAGACUUAUAAAAAAAAAUACAAAAAUCUAUUUCGAAAAUUAAUAUAAAAUUUUUUCACACACAGCAUUUAAACUUGUGAAAUUCAAGUCCUAAAAAGCACUUUUAAAAAUAAUGAAUCGAUUGUAACAAUCAUAUAAAAUUUUAAAUUAUUAUCUAAUACUUUCGUUUUCUUUAAAAAUCAAACUUAAAAUUGAGAACAAUACAAAACAUGCACACAGUAAAAAGUUCCUAUAUCAUGAUUAUUCAGUAUUACACAUCUCUAUAAAACUGAAUUAUAAAUUUCUAAACCUUAAAAAUUAGCAUUACUCUGAAUCCGAAGGCAGUACGCAUCAGUACUUCAAUGCAAUACGUAACAGUACUAUACAUGCAAUAUGCAAUUUAAGUCUCUAAAAACAACAUUACUUAAGUAUCUUUUCAUACAUAAUUAAUCAAAUUAUAUUUUGGACUCCAACAACAUUGUCAUUAAUUCCCAAAAGCCAGCAUUAUACUCUGUUAUGCGUUAUAAUCAAUCACUGCAAAUAAUCAUUAAAAACCUGCAUUACAACAGAGUAUCCGAAAUCAGUAAGCAUCAACACUUCCGUAUAAUACUUAACAGUAAUUACUUAAGUCUCCAAAGACAACAUUACUAAUAACCUAUUCACACGUCAAUAAAUAAACACUCCUGAUAUCUGUGACACGUCAACAAAUAAACACUCCUGAUAUCUGUAACAUGUCAAUAAAUAAACGCUCAUGAUAUCUUUGACACGUAAAUGAUGUAACACUCCUGAUAUCUCUAACACGUAAAUGACUAAUCACUGAUAUUUAAAUUUUUACUGUAGAUAAUAAAACAUAACAUAACGUACAAGAAUGUACAACCGGUUUUUUCCCCCAACAUGAUCCCCAAAAAACGGUUGACUCUGACAGUAUUUUGGAUGGCGCUCUCUUUACUUGUUAUGUUACCAUCUUCAAAACAAGACAGUAUCCAUUUUUUUAACGCGUCCCUAUCAUCCGCCUAUGAAGCUACGGGAUUUGGAGAUCUGUACCACAAUGUCACCGUUUACCCUGAAGGUGCCAUUUGGAAUGCAGAACUCAUUCAGAGAGUGGUGACAUUGGCGAUCAUUAUGACCGCCACUCUGGUUGGAAAUACCAUCAUAGUAUUGGUACUUUCUCGCUCAAGAUACAGGAAGAGGUCUUCCAGAGUGAAUAUAUUUAUCCUCAACUUGGCAAUUGGCGAUCUUCUGGUGUGCUUGAUUACAAUGACUUCCGAACUUCUCUUUGAGGUUUUUGGUGAAUGGGUUCUUGGCGCUGUUGCAUGCAAAGUAAUUGUAUAUGGCCAAAUUGUAACAUUGGCGAGCACAACUUUCAUCUUGACGACAAUGAGCUAUGACCGCUACCAAGCCAUUUGUUCUCCAUUACACAGCACAGGAGGAGUUAAACAAGCCAAACGGAUGAUAGCUGGUUCUUGGCUUUUAGCCUUUGUCUUUGCCAUUCCUCAAAUUUUCAUUUUUGUCCAGAAAGAAAACGGCAUAACGGAAUCCGGUCGUAUCCGCUACGAAUGCUUAAGUAGAGGUUACACAGCUCCUUGGCAGCGGAAAGUAUAUUUCAUGUGGCUCACUUUUUAUAUAUUAAUAAUUCCUGCCGGAUGCAUAAGUUACUGCUACAUCAAUGUCUUAAGAACUGUGUGGGCAGCCGGACAAGACGGCAGUCGAACCACCUCCUCAGCCAGUUCAGGAAGUGGAGAAACUGUUCAUUCCACUAUCCGGCUUCGAAGAUCAUUUAAUGCCGCCUCCACCAUCCCUCGAGCAAAGAUAAAGACAUUGAAGUUAACAGUUUGCAUUAUAGCUAGUUUCAUCAUAUGCUGGACACCCUAUUUCAUCGUGCAUAAUAUUAGAAUCUUUAGUAACUACACAAUAGAAGUACCGAAAACCAUCAUUAUUGGUGCUGAAACAAUUGCUCUUCUGAACAGCGCGCUCAACCCGAUUUUCUACGGAUACUUCAAUGUUCGUGUGAGAAAAGGCUUCAUCGAGAUUGUCUACAAGAAAAAGGAACUGAACCGAGACAGAACCUGCAAUGGUCUUGCCUCUGCAGACACCUCUUACAGCAGUACAAUUCUGCAUAACAUGGAACAGAAUCGACCCCAAACAUCCCAACUCGUCUUGGAAAUGUCUGAGUAUGGACACAGGAGUCCCAAUGGAGGAAGUCCCUUUUACAGGACGAGGCGGAGUCCGAGGUCGAUCAAGAGAAGAGCACAAACUAACAAUCACGUGGCCAGAUUAUGACAGGGACCAUUGUAUUGUAAGGAAUGUGGCCGUAGCUCCGAACUCUAAAAUGGUGCUAUUUUCUAUACUCCGAUUACAAAUCCAUGGGAACUGAACAGAGAUCCGAUACGGAAUGUCGCGGUGCUUCCGGUUUUUCUACUUUUGUGAUAGAAAUAUUCGUUUUGUAGAGUCAUGCUCAGAUGAAAAAACAAACGAUUAAUCUAAUUCCAUCAACACUGUUAUAGGACGACAGGAAUACCAUAUAGGAAUGUGCACAAUUCGAAACUGGACACAUGUUGGCUAGUAUGGAAUAUUUCCUAACCAGGGAAGCAUCUCCGAACGUACAAAAUGGAAUUUCAAUAAAUGUUUAUAAUUAGGGGGUGUAUAAGAAUACUGCGAAUAUUUAAAUGAUGACCAAUUAAAUGUUGAAUGUUAUUUGUGCAGUUAAAUAUGAAGAGCUUUCAGCUAGAAAUGAUUGUGUGUAUAGAUUAUCAAGCCACCUUAAGGGAUAAAUGUCCAGCUCAUUAUCUAUCGUUAAAAAUUAAAUAGAUAGCCUAAUAGAUAGCUUAUUGUGUAUGUAUAUUAAGCAUCUUUCUUUUGCUGUGGCAUUGUAAUUUAUGUGCAAUUUGUAUUAUAUUACCUUCCACUAAUAUUUAAUGAAUUACAUUGUAAAGAUGGUACAUAUAUGUAGUGUUGUUUUAACCUUUAAACGAGCUUCAAAAAUGAUAGUUUGUUAUAGAUGAGUGUGAUUUGAACAACGAAAGGCGCCAUAACGAUACAAAAUUUUUAAAGACAAAAUAUGAGCAAUGCUUAAAAAAAUAACAAACAAUAGAAAAACAGGAAACCAUUUUUUUUAAAUAUCACAAAAUAUGCCACGUUGCAUUGAUGCAAGAUAAAACUGUCUUAAAAUUCAGCAUCAUUCAAUUCCUUAUUUCUUUAUUGCAACUUAUAUGUUUAAAUUCCCACAAAAAAUGCAUUUUUAGUUCAUAUUAUUUCCUCACAAAUUUAACUUAAAUUUAAUCAAUUAAAACUUAAAAUUCACUUUAGUCCCUCAUUAAAAAUAUGUCUAUUUCGGCUUCCAACUUAAAAUUAAUUUGUAUUUUCUGUUUUAAUUAGCGUUUACAGUUGUGCUCACUUAAUUUCUAAAGCUUUAGUUCUACAGAUCACUGCAAUUACCUGGACAAGUAAAAAGGGACAAAAUGAAAACAUUAGAUCAAUAGCUAUUCAGAAUUAUUUGUUGCAAGAUUUUUAUUAAGUGUUAUUAUUAAUUGAAUCACGUAGAAAAAAUUCCAAAACAUAUUUCAGGUGUGUGUUCAUUUGUAGUACAGGUUUUCCAAUUUGAAAUAUUCAUCUUAUAAUUUUAAAGUGUUUAUUCAAUGUCCUAAAUAUUGUUCUUGAUUGAAAGCCAAUAUGUUUAGUCAGUAUUAAGGCAUCAUCAUGACAAUUUUAACUGAUGCGUAUAACACAAAAAUGUUCCCAGACAGUAUAAGUUUGCCUUAACUAAAAAAUGAAUGUGUUAGAUCUAUAAAAAUAUCAACGCUAGCUUCACCAAA
Parasteatoda tepidariorum (common house spider) is the source of this 3806-nucleotide messenger RNA. RefSeq names its product cardioacceleratory peptide receptor-like. Gene Ontology annotation, cellular component: plasma membrane. NCBI's taxonomy places the organism in Eukaryota, Metazoa, Arthropoda, Arachnida, Araneae, Theridiidae. Gene Ontology annotation, molecular function: peptide binding; neuropeptide Y receptor activity. The record is from RefSeq and is a predicted model, not a curated record. Gene Ontology annotation, biological process: G protein-coupled receptor signaling pathway; cellular response to hormone stimulus.